AUGGUUCAGAACAAGAGCCUAGUUUUCUCCGAAGUACCCGAUGGCCUUCCUGAGGCAGGGCGACAUCUUCAGACAUACUCGACAGACUUCGAUCUUGAGGUGGCACCACUCUCAGGAGGCUUUACCUGCCAAGUCCUAUACGCCUCGCUCGACCCCUAUCUUCGACAUCGUAUGGUCGCCCCGGAGAGGGCAAGGGAUGGUUUCGAGCCAAUGGCUGUGGGGAGCGUGGUCCCAAAUGGCUUACUGGGCAAGGUCCUCAAGUCAGACACGGCUGGGUUCCAGGCUGACGAUAUUGUCAUUGGCAUGGCCCCUAUCCAGGAAUAUCUCUCCAUCCCAGAAAGCUUGGUUGCACAAUUCGCCAAGCUCGAAAAUCCGCACAACCUUGACCUAAAGCUCUUCCUCGGUCCCCUGGGCAUGCCGGGUCUAACAGCCUUUUCCGCCCUGUACGAGAUUGGCAAGCCCAAAAAGGGCGAGACCAUCUUCAUCUCUGCAGCCAGCGGAGCAGUUGGACAAAUGGUGGGACAGCUUGCCCGCCGUGAAGGGCUGAGGGUUAUUGGGAGUGUCGGGAGCGAGGAGAAGCUCAAGCUUCUUACAGAAGUUUUUGGGUUUGAUGGCGGAUUCAUUCAUAGCACUGGAGACAUUUUGGGAAACAUCAAAAGACUUGCACCUGAUGGUAUUGACAUCUACUACGACAAUGUUGGGGGCGAGCAGCUCGAAGCCGCAAUCACAGCCAUGAACGAUUGGGGACGAAUUGUUGCAUGCGGCUACGCAUCACAAUACAGUCUCCCACCAGAGAGCCAGUACGGCAUCCAGAAUACUGGCCAGAUUAUUGGCAAGAGGAUAACUUGGCGCGGAAUGAGCGUCUUUGAUGAGUCCUUGGGAGGGGCGUACCGGCAGACACACCUCGAAUCGGUAGGCGAAUGGCUCUCCGACGGCUCCCUUAAGGCUGUCAUCAGCGAGACUGUGGGCAUAGAUAAUGCCUCCCAAGGCCUCGUAGAGCUACUGCAGGGGAAGAAUAUCGGAAAGGCGCUGGUGAAGAUUGCUGCUUGA
Messenger RNA from Clonostachys byssicola, 1050 nucleotides. The record is from the annotation of a GenBank genome assembly. Lineage: Eukaryota; Fungi; Ascomycota; Sordariomycetes; Hypocreales; Bionectriaceae.